UGGUCAGAUCCACCACCUGGGACUGAAUCGACUGAUUCCAUCCAUUCCAUCUCUCAGAAAUGCCUCUUCUUUCUUUACAAACCCUAACUCACUUCUGAUCCAAUCUCUCCCUCUAGAUCUAAACUGUCGCGGUGAUACAAAUCCAAGAUUGGAGCAAGAUGUAUAUGGCGUAUGGAUGGCCUCAGGUCAUCCCUCUCGAACAAGGCCUGUGCCCUACAUCUGAGCAGAUCGUAUACCUCAAACUAGUGAAUCGCUUGUUGCUUGUUGUGGCUCCCUCUCAUCUCGAGCUCUGGAGCUGUUCUCAGCAUAAAGUGAGAUUGGGAAAGUACAAGAGGGAUGCGGAUUCGAUUCAGCGGGAGGGUGAGAAUAUGAAGGCUGUGUGGAGUCCUGAUGCCAAAUUGAUUGCAGUUCUCACAUCUUCGUUUUUCCUUCACAUUUUUAAGGUUCAGUUCACGGAAAAAAAAAUACAAAUUGGAGGGAAGCAGCCAUCUGGCUUGUUUCUUGCAACUAUUUCUCUACUUCUCAGUGAGCAGGUGCCCUUUGCAAAAAAGGACUUGACAGUGAGCAAUAUUGUGAGUGAUAACAAACAUAUGCUCCUUGGACUCUCAGAUGGAUCUUUAUAUACUAUUUCCUGGAAAGGGGAGUUUUGUGGGGCCUUUGAACUUGAUUCCCCUAUGCAUGACAGCAAUAAAGUUUCUGAAUUAUCACAUUCUCUAGACAAUGGUGUUUCUUCAAGAGGGGCUCCAGGAGUAGUUUCUACAUCCACUCAUAAUACAUCCCAACAAUCUGCUGUUAUUCAGCUGGAGCUUUCCCUACUAUUGAGGUUAUUGUUUGUGCUUUACUCUGAUGGGCAAUUGGUGUUAUGUUCUGUAAGUAAGAAGGGCUUAAAACAAUCCGAAUUAAUCAAAGCGGAAACAAGGUUGGGUUCUGGUGAUUCUGUAUGUGCUUCAAUAGCUUCAGAGCAGCAAAUCCUGGCUGUAGGUACCAGAAGAGGUGUUGUUGAGCUAUAUGACCUUGCUGAAUCUGCAUCACUUAUUCGGACUGUAUCAUUGUAUGAUUGGGGUUAUUCAAUGGACGAUACUGGUCCGGUAAGUUGUAUUGCAUGGACACCUGAUAAUUCCGCUUUUGCUGUUGGAUGGAAGUUAAGAGGGCUUACAGUUUGGUCUGUUUCUGGCUGUCGUUUGAUGUCUACAAUACGCCAAAUGGGUUUAAGUUCGGUAUCUUCUCCAGUUGUUAAGCCAAACCAAGAUUGUAAAUUUGAACCUAUGAUGGGUGGUACCUCACUGAUGCAGUGGGAUGAAUAUGGAUAUAGGCUUUAUGCUAUUGAGGAAAGAUGUAUAGAGAGAAUUGUUGCAUUUUCUUUUGGUAAAUGUUGCCUUAACAGAGGAGUUUCAGGCACGACUUAUGUCCGCCAAGUGAUCUAUGGUGAAGAUCGUUUGCUUGUUGUGCAGUCGGAAGAUACGGAUGAACUUAAAAUUUUUCACCUUAACCUUCCAGUUUCUUAUAUCUCCCAAAAUUGGCCUGUUCAACAUGUGGUGGCUAGCAAGGAUGGGAUGUACUUAGCAGUUGCUGGUCUCCAUGGCUUAAUCUUAUACGAUAUUCGUCUGAAAAAAUGGCGAAUGUUUGGAGAUAUUUCCCAGGAACAAAAGAUCCAGUGCAAUGGGUUGUUGUGGCUGGGAAAAAUUGUUGUUGUCUGCAACUAUGUUGAUUCUUCUAACACGUAUGAAUUGCUUUUCUAUCCAAGAUAUCACCUUGAUCAGAGCUCACUACUUGGUCGGAAAACCUUGCUUGCCAAGCCCAUGGUGAUGGAUGUCUAUCAGGAUUAUAUACUUGUUACUUAUCGCCCAUUUGAUGUGCAUAUAUUCCAUGUGAAAUUAUCUGGUGAAUUGACACCUUCCAGGACUCCAGAUUUGCAGCUUUCUACAGUACGAGAGCUCUCUAUCAUGACUGCAAAGAGCCAUCCUUCAGCGAUGCGUUUUAUCCCUGAUCAGCUUCCAAGAGAGUACAUCCUAAAGAAUCACAUUUCAUCCUCAUCAGAUUUAUUGGCCAGAGAGCCUGCCAGAUGUUUGAUAUUGAGAGUGAAUGGGGAGCUUUCACUACUUGACCUGGAUGAUGGACGUGAAAGAGAGCUCACGGAUUCUGUUGAAUUAUUUUGGGUUACCUGUGGUCAAUCAGAGGAAAAAACAAACCUAAUUGAGGAAGUUUCAUGGUUGGAUUAUGGCCAUAGAGGAAUGCAGGUUUGGUAUCCAUCUCCAGGUGUUGACCCUUUUAAGCAGGAGGAUUUCUUGCAGUUGGAUCCUGAGCUGGAAUUUGACCGUGAGAUAUACCCUCUUGGGCUUCUUCCAAAUGCUGGGGUGGUUGUGGGUGUUUCCCAGAGAAUGUCAUUUACAUCAGGCACAGAGUUCCCAUGUUUUGAGCCAUCUCCUCAAGCUCAAACUAUUCUGCAUUGCCUACUCCGGCACCUUCUUCAGAGGGACAAGAGCGAGGAAGCAUUACGUUUGGCACAAUUAUCAGCAGAGAAGCCUCAUUUUUCCCAUUGUCUGGAGUGGCUUCUUUUUACUGUAUUUGAUGCUGAAAUUUCCAGGCAAAACUCAAAUAAAAGCCAAGUUUCAGGCCCUAAAGGUGGAGGCAAGUUCUCUCUUUUGGAGAAGACCUGUGAUUUAAUAAAAAACUUUCCGGAGUAUCUUGAUGUGGUUGUAAGUGUUGCAAGAAAAACUGAUGGUAGACACUGGGCAAAUUUGUUCGCUGCUGCUGGAAGAUCGACAGAGUUAUUUGAGGAAUGCUUCCAACGGAGAUGGUACAGAACUGCAGCUUGCUAUAUACUUGUGAUUGCUAAACUUGAGGGCCCUGCCGUGAGUCAGUAUUGUGCUUUACGUUUAUUACAGGCAACCCUUGAUGAAUCUUUAUAUGAACUAGCUGGCGAGCUGGUAAGGUUCUUGCUGAGAUCCGGAAGGGAAUAUGAACAGGCAUCAACAGAUUCAGACAAACUCUCUCCCAGAUUUUUGGGCUAUUUUCUUUUCCGUUCUAACAGUAGGAGACAGAGUUCGGAUUCAAAAAGCCCCUCAUUUAAAGAGCAGAGUGCGCAUAUUACAUCUGUCAAAAACAUCCUAGAAAACCAUGCUAACUAUUUGAUGUCAGGAAAAGAACUUUCCAAACUUGUUGCAUUUGUUAAAGGCACUCAGUUUGAUCUAGUGGAAUAUCUUCAACGAGAAAGGUAUGGAUUUGCUCGCUUGGAGAGCUUUGCUUCAGGGCUUGAACUAAUCGGGGAAAAGCUUGAAAUGGGUACGCUGCAGAGCCGGCUGGAUGCAGAGUUCCUUUUGGCUCAUAUGUGCUCGGUUAAGUUUAAAGAGUGGAUAGUUGUCCUGGCUACUCUUCUAAGACGAUCUGAGGUCCUUUUAGAUCUUUUCCGGCAUGAUAAUCGGCUAUGGACUGCAUAUGGUGCAACUCUGCAGUCACAACCUGCAUUUGCUGAAUACCAUGAUUUGCUUGAAGCAUUGGAAGAAAGACUCAAGUGUAGUGACAAUUUGGAAGAGAAAUGAGAAGGAAAUUGAAUUUCCAACCCUAGGCUCUUCAGUCCAGCAAAAUAUUGGCUGAUAGAGGGUGCUAUUCUUCAAUACCUGAAUCAUUUUCUGGGCUGAGUAUCGAAUUAUGGUCGGAUCAUGCUAGAAGAUGAGCAUACUGAUAUAUUAUUCUAAAUAUGACAACCCCUUUGUUAUGAUUUGAUCAUAUUUCUGAGUGUCUUUAGAAUCGGAAUUGUUCUUUUUUUGUAGAUAAGGCAGUUAGUUGAUAUAGUUUUCCCUGUUCUUUCUUCAAGUUGGCUAUGAAUUUUAAUUUUGGGGUUGAAGAAAGGAAUUUGAUCAAUAAUUCAAAUUCUCCAACCA
Molecule: messenger RNA, 3881 nt
Organism: Vitis riparia (riverbank grape)
Lineage: Eukaryota; Viridiplantae; Streptophyta; Magnoliopsida; Vitales; Vitaceae
Product: RAB6A-GEF complex partner protein 1-like
Exons: 23
Coding region: 159-3539 (1126 amino acids)
Biological process (GO): retrograde transport, endosome to Golgi; intracellular protein transport
Cellular component (GO): cytosol; Golgi membrane; Ric1-Rgp1 guanyl-nucleotide exchange factor complex
Molecular function (GO): protein binding
Source: RefSeq, a predicted model, not a curated record